AUGAUAGAGAUUCCGCAGUCAACUGAGGGUUUAACUAAGUUAUUGCGUUCCAAAGAUAUUAGCAUAGAAGAAAUUCUCGAAAUUGCAUCCAAACUCGAUGCUUUACAAUUUUAUUUCCCAAAUAAAGAAAUAUUCUUAUUAGAAUUAAUCCAGGAUAGGUGGAAUGAUCAAAAAUUGGUUGAAUUUAAAAGGAACUACAAAGUGUGGGAAUUAUACAAUCAUACAUGGGUCAAGAUUACAGAUCUAUCUGUCAAGAAGAAAUUGUUCAAGACCUUGAAGUUCGUUCCCUUUUUGAUGCAAACCUUACGCUUGUCUGAUUUACAAACUGUUCCUUUUCUCCAUGAAUUGAAGAAUAUGUGCACUUUAAUUAAUUCUACUUUAACUGUGGAUGUUUCCUUUGAGAAUGCAUGCAAGAUAUUAGCUGGAGUCCUAAAUUUGAUCAACAGUGUUUCCGAGAAAGAUUUAGAUGUGAAAGAAAGAAAUGACUUAAUUCUUCAGAUUAUUAAUCUGACAGAUUUAGAUUCCAUCACAGAUGUUACUACUAAGACAGCUAUUACUUAUCACACAUACCUGUUACUGCCCACUUUGAAUUAUAUGAGUAGAUUCCAUAAUGAAAUAAAUGAUGAACCAUCCGAAGCCUUAACAAGAUAUAUGCAACUUUUUCUAUUUGAUCAACAAUUAGAUCCAACAAAGCUUCUAGAAAAGUUUAUUAGAACAAAUAAAGAUUCCGUUACUAUGGAAGUUGCUAAUGAAUUAUUUCAAAAAUCAAUAUCCUUCUUAUCUAAACAAAAUUUCAAGCAAUUAGAGCUCAUUUUUACUUUAAUUAUGGAUGUGCAACCAUUAGCAGCUCCUAAUUUGUUACGUGAAUUAUCAUUAUCAAAGAAGACCAUGUCACAACAAUUUCUGGAAGAAUUAUUGGAUAAACAAAUGCAGAUUUCUGAAGCGAAUAAGUCAUACAAUUACGAUUUCUGGUCACUAUUAUCGCACAUUCUGGAUUUAGACAUUGAAAUUGGGAUUAAACAUAUGGACAGGCUGUUAGAUUUAAUAAUUCAACAAAGGGCGUCAAGCAUGGAAGAAACCAUUAUUAUAUGGACCAAAAUCAUUAAUUGUCAUGCAAAUGCUAGAGAAUUAUUACAAUUUUUGGAGAAACUACAAAAAUAUUGUAAGAAGGUGGGAACAACUUCCAUGUUCUUCAUCAGGGACAAAGAAUUCGCAAAUGAAAUUUCUAGAAACAUCCCUGGAUUGUCUAUUAGGCAAAUGGUAGUUUGGUUUGACAAUUUAUUCGAUAGUCUUCAACGUGACUCCACCGAAGUCGUUGAAUAUCAACUCCUGAAGACCUGUCUGCAAGGCUUGCCUCAUCUCUCAUACAUUAUUCUUCCUGAACUGAAAAAUGAAAUGCUAAAGAUAUUUAAUAUUCAACUAGACACCAACAUCAAACAAUGGGAAUUGAGGUACUUAAUCAUGGAGGUUUAUGACGAUAUUAUUCCCCAGAACGUGUUGGAAUCAUUAUCUUUGGAAGAUUUAGCGGCUCAAUUGUCACAGUCCUCUGAUCGUUUGGAGGUUUUCUAUUACUUCUUCAAGCUGAGGGAAUAUAAGGAGUUCGAUCUAACGCCAGUUAUUGGCAAAUUUAUGAGCUAUCUGGGAAGCCUCACAAAGGAUGAUAAAAGUUUAAUAAUCAUCAGUUUGUUUUCUAAUUGGAGCUCAUUAAUUAACGUAACUUUUUCCAGGGAGAAUAUUGAACAAUUAAUAGAUAUUUUACUGGCUUCUGAAGGCGCUAAGCACUUAGAUGCUCUAUUUUUCGAUGAUGACUUCUUUGAGGAGGAAAAUAUUAUUAAUGUUUUAGUUGAUAAAAUGGCAGAAUUAUAUGAAACAGAUAUUGCUCUUCAAUAUUUAACUAAAAUUCCUAUUCAAUCUUUUAAUAAGAAUGUCAGAGUCAGAUUAAUCAAUAACAUUUGCUCAAAAGAUACUGUUACAGACCUGGGUGUGAAAGUUCUAUUGCAUUUAUUAUCAAGUCCAACAUUUAAAUCCAAUGUUGAAAAUGAUCCAACUUUGUUAUAUAGUCUGCUUUCCCAUGCAUCAUUAAGCACAUUACUUUCUAUUAAUUCUGUUUUUGAAAAGAUUUGGGUAAAUCAUGUUUCACAGUACAAAGAGGAUGUUUCUCAAACUUUCUUUGACUCUGUUUUGAAACUUGUUACAAAGGGACUAGAAGAGGAAAAUUUCAAUAAAACGUAUUUUGAUAUGGCAUUCAUGAUAAUAAAAUUUACAAAAAAGGACGUUGAUAUCAACACUUUGAGUGAAACCUACUUCCAGAGGACUUUACAUAAAGUUAACGAACUUGUGGAUAAUUCUAACGGAAAUGAUCUCUUAUCCAGUUUACUGAAGUCACUAUAUCUAAUCUUUAGAGAAUCUCUUCGUAAGGAAAACUUUAAACAGAGCGUGCUUGAAAUUAUUUCCAGACUAAUGGGAAACUAUAAAGGUGCUGUCUCAGAUAUCGAUACCACAUUACUUUCAAAUAUCUUCCUGUUAUACUCAGUCUUUUAUGAAGGUAAAUUGGAGUACAUCAUUGCACAUUAUAUGGUGUUGAGAGAAGUAGGAACUGAUAAACAAGUGAUUCUACCAGGUUUGGAAGAUGCUAUUGUGAGAAGUUUGGAAGAGAAUAUGUCAGAUUUUAAUGGUUCAUUAAUUUCUACAAUAAAUGCAUUAAAUGAUGGUAAAACGCCUUUUACGCAGAGUUUAUUGGAGAUUUAUAAUACCCAAAUUAAAAUGAUCUCAAAAACAAAUGUAAUUGCAAUUCAUUUAUUCGUGAAGUCAAUAAGUUCCCUGUAUACCAACUUGAAAUAUUUCGUGGAAAAUACUGAGAUUAUCCUUGGUAUAUUUGAUACCCUAAGAGAUUUACUGAUUUCUAAGCCUUGGAUGUUUUCCCAGUAUUGCAUUGAACAAUUGUUCCCGUUGUGCAUACUGUUGAAUUCACUAGUCAUGAAAAAUUCAGAUGUGAUUGAAAAAGUGUUUACUUCUUGCACUAAGCUUAUCUCAAAUGUUCUUUUAAUACAUCGUGUAAAAUUGACGAACCGUCAUCACCUCGUCAAUUCAUUCCUUUGUCAAUAUCUCGAAUUUUUAUCACAUUCAAGAGAGAAUAAAUUAGCAUCACCAGCAGCAAAAUCUCUUUCUAGAUUAAUUGUGAACUUUGCUGAACCAGCUAAUAUCUCUACAUCUCAAGAAAAUCACAAACAUAAACUAAAUUCCAAAAUCAACAUGGCAAAGCAUUCUUUGAGAAAGCAUAUCCCUAUUUUACUGGUUAAAUACAUUCAUUUAUCCGUUCAUACUCCAUUCGAAGAAUCGAUUAGAAAAGAAUUGCUAGCUGCCACUUAUUCAAUCUUUGAUCUACUUUCUCCUAUUGAAUUGAACACGAUCAAUGGAAUGUUGGAUAACACAGGAAAUCAGUAUUUCAAGUCUUUAUAUGCUGAAUAUAAAAAGAGAGGAAGAUGGAAUGAAGAUUAG
Messenger RNA from Naumovozyma castellii, 3498 nucleotides. It is a transcript of the gene URB2, whose product is annotated as ribosome biogenesis protein URB2. The transcript has a single exon. Lineage: Eukaryota; Fungi; Ascomycota; Saccharomycetes; Saccharomycetales; Saccharomycetaceae. The record is from RefSeq and is a predicted model, not a curated record. The coding region runs from base 1 to 3498 and encodes 1165 amino acids.